AAUGUCAGAGGAUAUUAAGACUAGAGCUAUAAAUUAUUUGAAUUGCACACUUGGAGAUAUGCAUGAAGGAGAGCAACUAAAUUUUGUUUGUCUUGAUACAACUUGCAAAGAAAUGGGUCUUAUAUGUCCAGUUUGUAGAUCAUAAAAACAUGCAAAACAUAAAGUGAUUCCAUUAAAGAUAUUCCUUGCUGAUAUUUCAAAUAAUGUUAAUGGAAAAUAGAAUCAAAAUUCUAUUGACUAAUUAUUGACUUAAAUAGAUCAAGUGCGUACCAAAUUAUUAUCAAGUCUUAAAGAGACAGUACAAAAAAUGGUUUUGUAUAUUAUUUAUACUACUAUAAGAUAAAUAAAAUUAUUGGAAGAUUAAAUCAAUUUAAGUCACAAGAAUACUAAACAAAGAUUAUUGGAAUAAAAUUAAACAUAAAUGAAUUUUCCAUAAAUAUUUUAGUAAAUACUCAAUAGUCAAUAUAAAAAUGUUGAUUAACUUAAAUAGGAUGUUAGAAAGAUAAUAGAUAAUGUUAGUUAAUAAUAGGCUGGAAAGAUUGAAAUAGAUUUCAAACCAUAGAGAUUAUUUGAUUAAUAUUAAAAAGCUGUAAUCUAAUUCAUACUUAAUAUUGUAGUCUUAAGAAGCAAUUGCUUAAUUUAAUCAUUUACUUACGUAAUUUAAAUCAUCAACUUCCAAAAUUUCUAAGCCUAUUGAAAAAUUCACUUUACCAAUAUUAGCAUAAAAUUCAACUAAUUUCACAUUUAGUAGUGUUGUAAAAUCUCCAUCGAUUAAUAUUACAGAAUAAAAGAAUGCUCAUCAAACUGCUAAUUAAAAUAGUGAAAAUAGGUUUAUAUUAAUUGAACCUCAAAUUGUAGAGUCUUGUAAAAUAGCUAUAAAGAUUUCCAAUUUAACAAAUUUUAUUGGCAUAGGAAUUGCUUAUAAAAAUGUUCUUUUAGGAAAGAAGUAAUAAAGUAUAAUAACAUUUUAAGUAUGAAAUUUGAUCAUUAAAAUUUGGGACAUGGUUCUUAUAUGAUAUCUUCAAAUGCACAUACUUGGUCUCAUUCUAAAAAAGAAGAGAAUAUGGUUUAGAAAUCAUUCACUUUUACAACUGGUGAUAUUAUUAUUGUGGAAGUUAAUUUAGAAAAUAAGGUAAAUCUUUUAUCAAAUUUAGACACUUAAAUUUACAUGUAAAAAUAAACCAAAUGAUACUUAAGCUAUAACAUUAACAUUUGAUAAUCCAGAUAAUGAUGAUAUUCAUUUCUGUAUUAAUAUGUGUUCUUCUGGUGAGAAAGUAGAAAUCUUAGAUGAAUUGGAAUGAUUGU
Paramecium pentaurelia is the source of this 1305-nucleotide messenger RNA. The record is from the annotation of a GenBank genome assembly. Lineage: Eukaryota; Ciliophora; Oligohymenophorea; Peniculida; Parameciidae.